AUGCCACCUCAACCUAAAGUGAAGAAGGACAUCAAGCUCCCUAUUGAGUUCAACCCCGGCCCUAGAGUACAGCUUCCAACUAGGGUGAAUUCCGAAAGAGCCCACGAAGAGGCUUACCGCGCUUGGUAUUCUAUCCCCUAUCAACCUGCGUAUCAUGGAGAUGCCCUGGCAGCCCUAGAAGGAAGAUCCACAAAGAGGGCCCCAACGAGGACCAUAAAAAGGACUCAUGAAAGUACUCGUGAAAAAGCUACAGAGAGGACCCAAGAAAAGGCCCGGACUCCCCAGACACUGUGCCAUGUUAUGCGACGAGCGAUUACUAACUAUAAAAUCAGAGAUCUCUCUUUGCCCAAAUUGCUAUUUGAACUUCGGCGUGAGAACGGUCCCGUGACAGGGAUCAAGGUAGAAGAUAUGCACAAAUUCGUGUGCGCAUCACACCUUGUUUGGGAGAUGUGCUCUGCGCUCGCACAGAACGGCGACGAUCCCAAAUGGACAGAAAUGUUCAAAAUCUGGGAACCGCAGUAUGCGGAGGUUAGGGCUCAGAUUGCUUCUUGUAAAGGCAAGACUAGGUUCUCUGUUGUUAUUCCUCCCCCUCCGGUGGAUCUUACAAUUGUUGAGCAUCGCGCUCAUCUUGCUUCUGGAUACGAGCGGAAAAUAUUUGAGUUAGCGGGAACCGAGUUCGCCUAUAGCAGUUCCUUGCAUCUGUGUGAUGAUCUGUGCGAGCUUCGCAAAUAUCUCACUGUCCUUUCAACUCGUCCUAAGUGGGGGUCAUUGAGCAUCACUUUCCGGCAUGAGCCUUGGUUCCCGGAGGGAAGGUGA
Penicillium arizonense is the source of this 816-nucleotide messenger RNA. RefSeq lists its product as uncharacterized. The record is from RefSeq and is a predicted model, not a curated record. NCBI's taxonomy places the organism in Eukaryota, Fungi, Ascomycota, Eurotiomycetes, Eurotiales, Aspergillaceae. The transcript has a single exon. Bases 1 to 816 code for a protein of 271 amino acids.